This is a messenger RNA of Acinonyx jubatus (cheetah), 2975 nucleotides long. Its product is annotated as signal-regulatory protein beta-1-like. Lineage: Eukaryota; Metazoa; Chordata; Mammalia; Carnivora; Felidae. The record is from RefSeq and is a predicted model, not a curated record. The transcript has 6 exons. Bases 45 to 1286 code for a protein of 413 amino acids. Gene Ontology annotation, cellular component: plasma membrane. Gene Ontology annotation, biological process: positive regulation of phagocytosis; positive regulation of T cell activation.
CCCCAGCACACAUAUUUGCACAGAGAGAGGGUCCUCAGGCCGCCAUGAUGUUGGCCCCUGCCUCCGGGCCCCACCUGCCUCCUUACCUGCUGCUGGCUCUGCUGUUGGGACUCACAGGUGUGUCAGAUGAGACGGAACUGCAGGUGAUCCAGCCCGAGAAGUCGGUGUCUGUGGCAGCCGGACAGACGGCCACUCUUCACUGCACCCUGACCUCCCUGCUCCCCGCCGGGAAGGUCGAGUGGUUCAGGGGGACAGGGCCAGGCCGGGAGUUAAUCUUCAGUUUCAGAGGAGACCCUCACUCCCCUCGAGUAACAAAUGUUUCAGACGCCGUAAGGAGAAACAACAUGGACUUUUCCAUCCGCAUCAGUAACAUCACCCCAGAAGACACGGGAACCUACUACUGUGUGAAGUUCCAGAAAGGGAACCCCGAUGUGGAGUUUAAGUCUGGACCAGGCACCCGGGUCACCGUGAGCGCCAAACCCUCUCCCCCCGUGGUGUCGGGCCCCACGGCCAGGGCCACACCUGAGCAGACUGUGAGCUUCACCUGCGAGUCCCACGGCUUCUCCCCCAGAAACGUCACCCUGAAAUGGUUCAAAAACGGGAAUGAGCUGGCAGCCUCCCAGACCACCGUGGACCCAGAGGGAGACAGCGCUUCCUACAGCAUCUCCAGCACAACCACGCUGCCGCUGACCCCGGGGGACAUUCGCUCCCAGGUCACCUGCGAGGUGGCCCACGUGACCCUGCAGGGGGGCCCUCCUCUUCGUGGGACUGCCAACUUGUCCGAGACCCUCCGAGUUCCACCCACCUUGGAGGUUGCCCAGCAACCCGUGACAGGGGACCAGGUGAAGGCCAUUUGCCAAGUGAAGAAGUUCUACCCCCAGCGCCUACAGCUGACCUGGUUGGAGAAGGGACACGUGUCCCGAACAGAAACGGCCUCGACGGCCUCGACGGCCUCGAACCUCAUAGAGAACAAGGAUGGGACCUUUAACUGGACGAGCUGGCUCCUGGUGAAUUUAUCCGCCCACAGGGAAGAUGUGGUUUUCACCUGCCAGGUGCAGCAUGAUGGGCAGCCCGCGGUCACCAAAACCCAUACCCUUGUGGUCUCUGCCCACCAGAAGGACCAGGAAGCCCAUACGACCCACGAUCGAGAACUGUCCACUCCACUCCUGGUGGCUCUCUUCCUGGGCCCCAAGCUGCUGCUGCUCGUCUCUGUCUCUGCCAUCUAUGGCCACAGGAAGCAAUGGAUUCACUGGUGUCCCGGGAGGAAAACAGCAGCGAGGACAUAGGAGACACGUGGAGAACAUUUCUGGAAUGAUGAGCAGAUAAUGAAAUGUGAACAUGGGUCCACGGCUCCUUCCUUCCUCCCUUGCUACAUGCCAUCCUUGGUCUCUGCUGCCUCCUUCCUUCCCUGAGGGGCCCAGCCUAAGACAAGGAACAACUAGAAGCUUCCACAACCCUGCCCCAGAUGCCUGCUUCCCCAGAGACCCAAAUGCCCACAGUUCCUGCUGUUCCUCCUCAAAGACCUCGAUGCCCCCAGAGCUGGGUCUUCACACCUAUUCCGGAGCAGGGUCCAUGGGAACGUCUGUGGAGACUGACACAUGGAUAUCUUACUAGAAUGAGAGAAGCAAGUCCUGGUACACACACCAGUCUAUCUCUCAUCCAUCUUCUGGGGACGGUGGUCAUGAACUACACAUUCAAGUCCAUGCUCCAACAGGUUAUUCCUGCCAAACCCCCAUCUCCCCAGCCUUGGUAAGGUUCUUCAAUCCCUCUUAAAUAUAAACGAAUCCCAUCUUGGUUUGAAGGGGGAAAAAGGAUCCUACUUCCUCUUUGCCUACCUGCCCUAUCCCUCAAUCCCAGAGAGAAGAUUCCCUCCUCUCCCUGUGAUGGGAACACUGGCUCUUCUGUCACCUUCAUCCUUCCCAACCCCCCUGCUCAUGUACACACGCUGGCAGUACAGAAGACAGGAGCCUUCCUUGAUUUCCUUCUUUAUAUCCCAUUUCAAAUCUGCCUUCCUAAUGUAUGUCCAGCGACCAGACGGUGUUAAACCAUCUACGUCUGGACAGAAAAAGAAGCCCGAUUUGUGGUGCUUGUCCACUUCUGUGGCGUCUACACUCCCAACGUGGCCAAUUUCAAGCUGCCAACAGUGGAACAACUAGCUUGCAAAAUUCUUGGAAAGCUCUCAGGAACAAGCUCUCCUCCUGCCCACCAGGGAGCUCCACCCAGCACCUGCACACUGCUCGCUCCCGGACUACCCCCUGGUCCUGGCCACCAGCAUCCCUUCCUGGACCAUUGCCGCGUCCCUAACAGACUCUCCAGGUUCAGCCACAGUGAUCCUACGGAAACGGAAGUCCGAUUGUGUCCUUCCUCUGUUUCUUCCCCCUACAGAUAUGCAUGGCUCGGUUUCUCCCUCUUUCAAGCUCUCCAGUCAUGUCACUUUAUUAAAAACACUUUCCUUAAACUACCCACAUAAAAUAUCAAUUUCUGUCUCUCACUCUUUGUUCCCACAGCUCAUACUUGAACUUAAUUCUUUUCCUAGAACUUAAGACCAGCCAACAUGAUAAAUGGAGACAGUGCUCACUUGCACAGUGAUGCAGGACCAAACAAUGACGGGUGCAGUUAAAACCAGGCGACGUGAUCUCAACAAUCAGAGGGAAAAGCAACAAUUUUUCUGUGAACUUUAGAAACUUUUUUCAACACAUUGGGAACCCCCAACUGCCACUUAUGAAUGUACAGAGACAUGAAAAGACAGUAAAACUAUUAUCCAUUUGGUAAACACUCAUUUGAAACAUUAGAAACAUUGAAAGGUGGGGCGCCUGGGUGGCUCAGUCAGUUAGGCGUCCACCUCUUUGAUUUUGGCUCAGGUCACGAUCUCACAGUUCAUGGUUUCGAGCCCUUCAUUGGGCUCUGGCUGGAGAGCAGAGAGGCUGCUUGGGAUUUCUCUCUCCCCCUCCCUCUGCUUCUCCCUGGCUUGCUCU